AUGGCCUUAGUUAAAGAGAUAAUGGGUCAUCCUCUGAUAUCAGGAAGGCCGUCACUUGUUUUCUCGGCUUCUCAUUUCAAGAAGAAGACACAGACAACGCAAUUCUCGAUCAAGCCUUUUGAUCGGAGACCAAACACGUCCAAAUCCGGCGUCGUUUCCGCCAUUAGUGAAGAUUUAGUAAAAACGCUGCGUUUUAGCACAACAACCGGAGACAGAAAGAGCGAGGAGGAGGAGAAAGCGGCGGUGAAAUUCAAAGUGAGAGCUGUUGUUACAGUGAGGAACAAGAACAAGGAGGAUUUUAAGGAGACUCUUUUUAAGCACUUGGAUGCUUUUGGUGACAAGAUCGGUCGGAACAUCGUCUUGGAGCUUAUUAGCACCGAACUUGAUCCAAAAACGAAUUUGCCGAAGAAGAGCAAUGCAGCGGUGUUAAAGGAUUGGUCAGAGAAAUCGAAAACCAAGGCGGAGAGGGUUCAUUACACGGCGGAGUUCACAGUCGACGCAGCGUUUGGCACGCCGGGAGCCAUCACCAUCAUGAAUAAACACCAGAAAGAGUUUUUUCUAGAGUGCAUAACCAUCGAAGGUUUCGCACUUGGCCCUGUUCACUUUCCAUGCAACUCUUGGGUUCAGUCCCAAAAUGAUCACCCUGAGAAACGAAUCUUCUUCACUAAUCAGCCGUUUUUGCCGAGUGAGACACCUGAAGGAUUAAGAAAACUAAGGGGGAAAGAGUUGAAGAAUCUAAGAGGAGAUGGGACUGGAGUCAGGAAGUUAUCAGACAGAAUCUAUGACUUUAAUGUCUACAACGAUCUUGGAAAUCCCGACAAGUCAUAUGAACUCUCUCGUCCGAAGCUCGGUGGCAGAGAGAGGCCUUACCCUAGACGGUGUCGCACUGGUCGCCAGCCAACUGAUACCGAUAAUGAAGCGGAGAGCCGAGUGGAAAAGCCAUUACCUAUGUACGUGCCACGAGACGAGCAAUUUGAAGAGACUAAGCAGGAUACUUUCGCCGCAGGGAGGUUAAAAGCGGUGUUACACCACCUUGUUCCGUCGCUUAAAGCUAGUAUUUUAGCUGAUGACUUUUCUGACUUUGGAGAGAUUGAUGAUCUCUACAAAGAAGGCUUGCUACUCAAGUUAGGGUUUCAAGAUGAGAUCUUUAACAAGUUCCCUUUGCCUAAGGGCAUCGUUAAUACCCUCCAAGAAUCUUCGAAAGGACUCCUCAAAUACGACACUCCGAAAAUAUUAUCGAAGGAUAAAAACGCAUGGCUACGAGAUGACGAGUUCGCACGUCAAGCCAUAGCUGGAAUCAAUCCAGUCAACAUUGAGAGAGUCAAGACUUUCCCACCCGUCAGUAAUCUAGACCCCGAAAUAUACGGUCCACAACACUCCGCUCUCACUUCCGACCACAUCAUCGGACAUCUUGACGGCUUGUCCGUUCAACAAGCGCUGGAAGAGAACAGAUUGUUUAUGUUGGAUUACCACGACAUAUUCUUACCGUUCCUGGACCGGAUCAAUGCGCUCGACGGACGCAAAGCAUAUGCUACUCGAACCAUAUUCUUCUUGACUCGUCUCGGAACACUUAAGCCCGUAGCCAUCGAGCUGAGCCUCCCUUCCCAUGGCCCGAACCACCGAUCCAAACGAGUUGUUACACCUCCUGUCGAUGCAACCUCUAACUGGGUGUGGCAGCUCGCUAAAGCACAUGUUAGCUCUAACGAUGCUGGAGUCCACCAACUUGUCAACCACUGGUUACGAACACAUGCAUGCUUGGAACCGUUUAUAAUAGCUGCACAUAGGCAAUUAAGCGCUAUGCAUCCGAUAUUUAAACUAUUGGAUCCACACAUGAGGUACACGUUGGAGAUCAAUGCACUGGCUAGACAAUCAUUGAUCAGUGCAGACGGUGUGAUUGAAGGAGGUUUCACUGCUGGCCAAUACGGUUUGGAAAUGAGCUCCGCAGCAUACAAAAGUAGUUGGCGGUUCGAUAUGGAAGGCCUCCCUGCCGAUCUCAUUCGCAGAGGAAUGGCAGUUCCAGACCCAACACAACCACAUGGACUUAAACUCCUGAUCGAAGACUAUCCAUAUGCGAACGACGGUCUUUUAAUAUGGUCCGCAAUCCAAACAUGGGUCCGAACUUACGUGGAACGUUACUAUCCAAACUCGAACUCAAUCCAGACAGACUCGGAACUCCAAUCAUGGUACUCCGAGUCAAUCAACGUAGGCCAUGCAGAUCUACGCGAAGCCGAGUGGUGGCCAAAGUUAGACACCGUGGACGACCUAGUCUCCAUCCUCACCACACUAGUCUGGCUCGCCUCCGCUCAACACGCCGCUCUCAACUUCGGACAGUAUCCGUAUGGAGGUUACGUCCCAAACCGACCUCCGCUGAUGCGACGGUUAAUCCCUGACGAGUCGGAUCCGGAGUACGCAAGUUUUAUCUCGGAUCCAGAGAAAUUUUAUUUUUCGUCCAUGCCGAGUUUGUUGCAAACGUCGAAGUUUAUGGCGGUGGUUGAUACUUUGUCAACGCAUUCGCCUGAUGAGGAGUAUAUAGGGGAGAGACAACAACCGUCCACUUGGACCGGAGAUGCGGAGAUUGUUGAUGCGUUUUAUGGAUUUGCGGCGGAGAUUGGACGGAUUGAAAAAGAGAUUGAGAAAAGAAACAGUGAUCCUAGCCGUAGAAACAGGUGUGGAGCUGGAGUUUUGCCUUACGAGUUGUUGGUUCCUAGUUCUGAGCCAGGUGUUACGUGCAGAGGUGUACCUAAUAGUGUAUCGAUAUAGAAUGAGAUUAAAUAUAGGAGAAAACGUAGAAAUCUGUUAUUAUAUGAUUUUUGAAAAUGAAAUAAAAUAUAUAAUUGGUACA
Molecule: messenger RNA, 2842 nt
Organism: Brassica oleracea var. oleracea
Lineage: Eukaryota; Viridiplantae; Streptophyta; Magnoliopsida; Brassicales; Brassicaceae
Product: lipoxygenase 3, chloroplastic
Exons: 8
Coding region: 1-2760 (919 amino acids)
Biological process (GO): lipid oxidation
Molecular function (GO): protein binding; oxidoreductase activity, acting on single donors with incorporation of molecular oxygen, incorporation of two atoms of oxygen; metal ion binding
Source: RefSeq, a predicted model, not a curated record